Fusarium pseudograminearum CS3096 is the source of this 1266-nucleotide messenger RNA. RefSeq lists its product as uncharacterized. Gene Ontology annotation, biological process: secondary metabolite biosynthetic process. NCBI's taxonomy places the organism in Eukaryota, Fungi, Ascomycota, Sordariomycetes, Hypocreales, Nectriaceae. The transcript has 2 exons. The record is from RefSeq and is a predicted model, not a curated record. Bases 1 to 1266 code for a protein of 421 amino acids. Gene Ontology annotation, molecular function: FAD binding.
AUGGUCACCUCUGAGCCUUUAUCAGUGGCCAUUGUUGGCGGUGGCAUCAGUGGACUUAUCCUUGCCAUCGGCCUUCUUCACAACCCCCAACUCGAAGUCACGAUCUUCGAAGCUUCCUCUGCCUUUAUGGAAAUUGGUGCUGGUCUAGCUCUAGGGCCCAACGCUCAACGGGCCCUGAGACUCAUUUCCCCGGAUGUUGCACAAGCGUUUGAAGAUCUCGCAACAGGAAACUUGUCAUCUGAAUACAGCAAAGUCUGGUUCAACUUCAGACGUGACAUUCGAGGCCAGCAAUGCGACCUAGACCUCGGUGCCAUAGAAAACGACACUGGUCAACAGACGGUUCAUCGGGCCAAGUUUCUAGAUGCACUGACAGCUUUGGUGCCUCAAGACAAGGUUCAAUUUGGGAAACGGCUGCUGAAUGUGGUUCAGCAUGAUCAUCAUGUAGUGCUUCACUUCGAAGACGGGACGACAGCGAAAGCUAGUUGUGCAAUUGGUGCUGAUGGAGUUCACAGUAACAUGCGCAAAUACUUACUUGGUACAGCAGCACCAGCAGCCGUGCCGGUAUUUUCUGGCUUUGUGGCCUAUCGCGGCCUAAUUCCCAUGGAGAUUGCUGACAAGACACUGGGCAAAUUUGCUCGUGAUGCUUACUUGUGGUGCGGAAAUGAGUGCAUGGUCAUGAUAUAUCCCAUCGAUGACGGCCAGGUUGUCAACGUGGUCGCUGCGUGCCACAGGAAAACUUGGGACGACAAGGCGUUUGUGGUCAAUUCAACACAGGAACAGUUCAGAAGGGACUUUGACAGCUUGGACAGGAUACCACGGAAGGUUAUCGAGCUUCUGGGUAACCCAAUGCUUUGGGGAUUGCUGGACCAUAAUUCAGCGCCUUGCUACUACUUGAGAAAUACGGCAGUAAUUGGUGACGCCGCCCAUGCAACCACCCCGUUUCAAGGCGCUGGUGCUGGUCAAGCCAUUGAGGACGCCCUAGUUAUGUCAAAGUUGCUCGGACAGGUCCAGCGUCUAAACGACAUUGAGCCAGCUUUUGCGGCGUAUGAUGCUAUCAGAAGGCCCCGGACAGAGAGGGUGGUGCAGACCAGUCGACAGGCGAUGAAGCUGUUCACCUUUACCGAUGCCGCUGUCGGUGAUGACGUGGAGAAAUGGAAGCAGGCAUGGGAGGGAAGGAUGAACUGGAUCUGGGAUAUCGACCUGGAAGCCCAUGUCGCCGACGCUUUGGACAUGUUUGAGCUGAAUCGAUGUGCAUGUGAGGAAUGA